UUGAGCUAAUGAAUGGCAUGGUUCACAUGUGCGAAGGGUAAGGCUGUUGGUUUCGAUGUAUUACUUCGCUUUGGUAAAAAAGAAAUCAGUGUUUCGCUAAGACAGUUUUAUCUGAAAGAAUACGGAGGCACUAAAACUCUACGAAGGCUACGGAAACAACAAAAUGCAAAGAGAAGCGACGCAACAGUGAAUCACUCAAACCAGUCUGGUCGCUCUGAAUUUCACGAUAUGGCUGGUAAAGAGAGCACGGUGGUAGAGAAUUGCUCGCAGGAAGAAGGCAGUGUUGCGGAAAUCCCCGUUAGGACAAAUUCUGGUAAACGUAAAAACGAUGAGACUGGAGAGCCAGCAACACAAGACAGGGCCAAAAAGCGAAAGAACCGCAGUAAACAGCGUCCUGGAGAACGGUACGUGCCCCCUCCACAGAAACGCAACCCGGGUGUGAGUUUCAGCAAAGAACAUUUCGCAGAAACCUCGUACUAUUUUGAAGAUGGACUGCGCAAAGUGUAUCCAUAUUUCUAUGAUUUUCAGACGUAUUGCAAAGGACGCUGGGUCGGUAAAUCUCUCCUUGAAGUUUUCAAAAGUGAAUUUCGAUCCGAAUCUAUGGAUUACUAUCAUAAAGCAGUCAAAGCUGGCCGUAUUAGGUUGAAUCAAACACCCGUGGAUGACCUAAACAUAACACUCAAGAACAAUGACUUUUUGAGGAACACAGUGCAUCGCCAUGAGCCUCCUGUUACUGGGAAGCCAUUGGAGGUUCUGGUAGAUGACGGUGAAGUUGUGGUGGUAGAUAAGCCUGCAUCACUACCUGUGCAUCCCUGUGGCCGCUACCGACACAAUACAGUCAUCUUCAUUCUAGGGAAGGAAAAAGGUCUUAGUGGCCUGCACACAGUACAUCGGCUGGACCGCCUCACUUCAGGUGUGCUGCUGUUUGCUCGUACCCUGGAGGUCUCCAAAAAGCUGGACGCGAUGGUUCGAGAGAGACAGUUGGAAAAAGAAUAUGUCUGUCGUGUGGAGGGAGAGUUUCCAGAGGGUGAAGUGGUCUGUGAGGAACCCAUUCUGGUGGUGUCUUUUAAAGUGGGUCUUUGCAGAGUGGAUCCCAAAGGCAAAGAGUGCCGUACAGUCUUCCAGAGGAUGAACUAUAACGGACACUCUAGUGUAGUGCGUUGCCUGCCACUUACAGGUCGUACUCAUCAGAUUCGGGUCCAUCUUCAGUAUCUCGGCUUUCCAAUUCUUAACGAUCCCAUCUAUGGAUCUUCUGCAUGGGGACCGAACAGAGCCAAAGGAGGGCUGGUGGAUAUGAGCAAUGAAGAGAUUCUAGAAGCCCUUAUAGAGGAGCAUCGUUCUAAAGAGAGUCUGCACUUGUUGGAUUUACCUGAUGAAAAGAUGGAAAAAGGAAAGGAAGGACCAAGGACGGAGAGUAGUGAUGGUGUACUUGAUCACAACAGCCUGCUUAAAAGUGUAACUGAGUCAAGUGACAGCGCAUGUGAUGGCAGAUCUUGUGAGAUGCCGUUGGUUGAAGUAAAAGACGUAUGCAACAGCAGACCUACGUGUGAAACGGAAGCGGAGAGGAUUGAUUUAAAAAAAGAGGAUUGUGAAGUAGACGAACACCCUAAAACAACAAAAUCGGAUGCUUUUGUUAGAGAUCAUUUAUGUGGCGAGUGUAAGAUUGUGCGGCCUGAUCCAGCAGAGAAAGAUUUGGUAAUGUUUCUACAUGCAUUGCGCUACAAAGGAUUAGACUUUGAAUACUCUACCCGACUGCCUGACUGGGCUAAAGAGGACUGGGUUCAGGAUUAAACAUGUUAGGUUUAUGCAACAUUUUUCAUUUUAGACCACAGUGAAUUUAAGGAUGAGAAGUCACAAUUCUUUUGCUGUAUGUGUUCAGUGUGAUUUGAAAGUGGCUUUGUUUUAAUUUGCCAGAUUUUGGUGUUUUAGUUUGAAUUAUUCAGUACUGUGGUGCCAGUCUUAGUUUAUGUAACUUCUGUACACUUUAAAAACAUUUUGACCCCAUCUGAUCUGAGCACACAAUAAAAUAUGUAAUUUGUGGUAAUUGAA
Molecule: messenger RNA, 2049 nt
Organism: Triplophysa dalaica
Lineage: Eukaryota; Metazoa; Chordata; Actinopteri; Cypriniformes; Nemacheilidae
Gene: rpusd2
Product: RNA pseudouridine synthase domain containing 2
Exons: 3
Coding region: 13-1791 (592 amino acids)
Biological process (GO): pseudouridine synthesis
Molecular function (GO): RNA binding; pseudouridine synthase activity
Source: RefSeq, a predicted model, not a curated record